This is a messenger RNA of Tilletiaria anomala UBC 951, 952 nucleotides long. RefSeq lists its product as uncharacterized. Bases 116 to 811 code for a protein of 231 amino acids. The transcript has a single exon. The record is from RefSeq and is a predicted model, not a curated record. NCBI's taxonomy places the organism in Eukaryota, Fungi, Basidiomycota, Exobasidiomycetes, Georgefischeriales, Tilletiariaceae.
CCGAGCAGUUCAUCGUCGAGUUCGGUAGCGCUUCUCCCUCGCUCAAAUCAAACGAGCUCGAAAGCAACUGGAAAUCACUCUUGGCUUUCGUUUGAUUCCUCCAAGCGGCAUCUGUAUGCGCCUUGCUGGACGAACCAUCCACCGGUCCCUGCAUACGCAGUCGAUCCUUUUGGUGGAUUCAACUAGAUCAACACUACGAGAACAUGGCCACAAGCGGAUACGUCAAAGAGUACGCAGUGUGCGACAAACACUAUCUCAUCUCCAUCAAUGGUCCGUCAGUAGCGACAUGUCGCUUAAACGAAAGUCUGGAGAUUUUGUAGACCAAGCAGAAAGGGCCACUUCGAAUGAAUUCACGCACCUCCAAGAUCUCGACGUUGUCACCCGGCGAUUGUUGAAUGCGGGCAUCGGACGGCAAUACUUCCUUUGUUCUCACCAGGCUUGCGAACAACAAGACUUCUCUGCAGGCGACUUUGGCGGGCGGGUUCUGCCAUGCAGCGCAUGGUGUCGAAUUCUCUCCGGUCACGGAUAUUGCCUAGGUGCCAGACAUCGGCCACAACUGCAUAUGGAUCUACCCCGUGUGUGGAUCGGAUGGCUUCAUGAACUUUUGCAAAAGUGCCCUGCGCCGAGAGCGAAUGACGGGCCCCGUCAUACGUGGAGUCACCCAAACGGUGUGGUCAUAUAUAUUCGGUGGAGACGCACACUAGCAUCGGGGACGUCUUUGAGCUCGUCGGCGAGGGGGAUAAAAAACUGCGGUGGGGCUAGGCAGGGCAGAUCUUUCCUCCGGAGCACGAUGCUGCGGACUUCGGGGUAGAUAAAUGCGCUUAUCACCAGGUCCGCACCUGUCGUUUCUUAUCGCUUCCACCCAUUGUCUCGGUCCAAAAAUGAAGAGUUUUGUGGUAAUCUACGAAGUUGAUCCAGCAGGGCGCUUGAAGGUAGCGGGCACGGAUAUGGC